AGCUCUUUCGUUCACAUUUUCCAGACGUGGAACAGAUGGCCAUCGACUGGCUGACGGGCAACUUCUACUUUGUGGAUGACAUCGAUGAUAGGAUCUUUGUCUGCAACCGAAACGGGGACACGUGUGUCACUUUGCUGGACCUGGAGCUCUACAACCCCAAGGGCAUUGCAUUGGACCCUGCCAUGGGGAAGGUGUUCUUCACUGACUAUGGGCAGAUCCCAAAGGUGGAGCGCUGUGACAUGGAUGGGCAGAACCGCACCAAGCUGGUUGAUAGCAAGAUCGUGUUUCCUCACGGCAUCACUCUGGACCUCGUCAGCCGCCUCGUCUACUGGGCCGACGCCUACCUAGACUACAUUGAGGUGGUGGACUACGAGGGCAAGGGCCGGCAGACCAUCAUCCAGGGCAUUUUGAUUGAGCAUCUGUAUGGCCUGACCGUGUUUGAGAAUUAUCUCUAUGCCACCAACUCGGACAAUGCCAAUGCCCAGCAGAAGACGAGCGUGAUCCGAGUGAAUCGAUUCAACAGCACUGACUACCAGGUCGUCACCCGUGUGGACAAGGGUGGUGCCCUCCAUAUCUACCACCAGCGGCGUCAGCCCCGAGUGAGGAGCCACGCCUGUGAGAAUGACCAGUUCGGGAAGCCAGGCGGCUGCUCCGACAUCUGCCUGCUAGCCAACAGCCACAAGGCACGGACCUGCCGCUGCCGCUCCGGCUUCAGCCUGGGCAGUGAUGGGAAGUCAUGCAAGAAACCAGAACACGAGCUGUUCCUUGUGUAUGGCAAGGGCCGGCCAGGCAUUAUCCGGGGCAUGGAUAUGGGGGCCAAGGUCCCGGACGAACACAUGAUCCCCAUUGAGAACCUCAUGAACCCCCGGGCCUUGGACUUCCAUGCUGAGACUGGCUUCAUCUACUUUGCCGACACCACCAGCUACCUCAUUGGCCGCCAGAAGAUCGAUGGCACCGAGCGGGAGACCAUCCUAAAGGACGGUAUCCACAAUGUGGAGGGGGUAGCUGUGGACUGGAUGGGGGACAAUUUGUAUUGGACGGAUGAUGGACCCAAGAAGACCAUCAGUGUGGCCAGGCUGGAGAAGGCUGCUCAGACCCGAAAGACUUUAAUCGAGGGCAAAAUGACACACCCCAGGGCCAUUGUGGUGGAUCCACUCAAUGGGUGGAUGUACUGGACAGACUGGGAGGAGGACCCAAAGGACAGUCGGCGAGGGCGGCUGGAGAGGGCCUGGAUGGAUGGCUCACACCGAGACAUCUUCGUCACCUCCAAGACAGUGCUAUGGCCCAAUGGGCUGAGCCUGGACAUCCCAGCGGGGCGCCUCUACUGGGUGGAUGCCUUCUAUGACCGCAUCGAGACCAUACUGCUCAAUGGCACAGACCGGAAGAUUGUAUACGAGGGUCCUGAGCUGAACCACGCCUUCGGCCUGUGUCACCACGGCAACUACCUCUUCUGGACCGAGUACCGGAGUGGCAGUGUUUACCGCUUAGAACGGGGCACAGGCGGCGCCCCCCCGACCGUGACCCUUCUGCGCAGCGAGCGGCCCCCCAUCUUUGAGAUCCGCAUGUAUGAUGCCCAGCAGCAGCAAGUGGGCACCAACAAAUGUCGUGUGAACAACGGUGGCUGCAGCAGCCUGUGCCUGGCCACCCCUGGGAGCCGCCAGUGCGCGUGCGCUGAGGACCAGGUGUUGGACACAGACGGCGUCACCUGCUUGGGUAUGAGGUGCCCAGCCGGGGUGGGAGGCCUGGGAGCAGUCCUCAGCGGGAGGGGGCCGAAGUGUCCAGAGCCUCCCCCUCACCACCGGCCGCCCCUUGCAGCCCAGAUGACCUGCGGAGUGGAUGAGUUCCGCUGCAAGGACUCGGGCCGCUGUAUCCCGGCGCGCUGGAAGUGUGACGGAGAGGACGACUGUGGGGACGGCUCCGACGAGCCCAAGGAAGAGUGUGACGAGCGUACCUGCGAGCCCUACCAGUUCCGCUGCAAGAACAACCGUUGCGUGCCAGGUCGCUGGCAGUGCGAUUAUGACAACGACUGUGGGGACAACUCGGAUGAGGAGAGCUGCACCCCUCGGCCCUGCUCCGAGAGUGAGUUCUCCUGUGCCAACGGCCGCUGCAUCGCUGGGCGCUGGAAAUGCGAUGGGGACCAUGACUGCGCAGAUGGCUCCGACGAGAAAGACUGCACUCCCCGUUGUGACAUGGACCAGUUCCAGUGCAAGAGCGGCCACUGCAUCCCCCUGCGCUGGCGCUGUGAUGCGGAUGCCGACUGCAUGGACGGCAGCGACGAGGAGGCCUGCGGCACUGGCGGUGAGCCCCUCCC
Molecule: messenger RNA, 2311 nt
Organism: Leptonychotes weddellii (Weddell seal)
Lineage: Eukaryota; Metazoa; Chordata; Mammalia; Carnivora; Phocidae
Source: RefSeq, a predicted model, not a curated record